UGCUAUGUAGUCUAGGCUGCCAAUUUGCUUUCUACAUGGAUGCGAGGGCAACUUUAAAUUGUAAGACUUCACACAGACGCCCAAAGCCUGCCUUCUUGGCUCCAGCCACCACCUUCAGCAAUUUCUCAACCUCUUUGGACUUCAUCCUCAUCUCUGUAAAUGACAGCACAAUUCCAGGUUGAAGUCUUCAAGACACUCCUGAGGCAAAAGUAAAAGUAGCCCAGGGCCAGCCCCUGGGUGGUGGUUUAGAUGGGCUGUUAACUCAGUAGGGUCGCCUAAGAUCGCCCAGCUGGUGGUUGCACCGAGUCCUGACUUUACUAUCGGCAUAGAGGAGAGGGCAGGAAACUUAAGGAAAAGUAUUUUCUUUCCACGUGAAAAUAGCUACCGGAUCCUGGUUUGGAGGAUUGCUCACUUCGAACAAGAGGAAGAACAAGCCCCAAGAGGAACGUGAAUGAGAGACCAAGUGCAGAGACAGCCACUAGUGACAUUGUUGGAAACAAGCGUACAUCGAUGUAGAAGAAGCUCCUAUUUCAGGACACAGAAGCAAGUCACAUAUAUUCUCUAUCACCGCGAUAAUGUCCGCGCCACAUGCUUGCCCACACCGGACAGUUUUUGAGACGACGUCACUAAACAAGCUCGGAACGUCUGAGACCGACCCACGGCGCGAGUAGGUAGGACCGGUUUGGAAGCGCACGAUUUAUCUGAGCUGCUGUCACUACAAGUCCCAGCAGCCCUCAGGGCAGGGAAGGGACACAGCCGCCAGAAUCCGGAUAAACUACAAAUCCCAGCAGGCAAAUAAUAACCGCGGAAACUACCAGUCCCAGAAUGCAUCGCGCUACACACCAUACCCUGGGAUUUGUAGUCAUCUGGACAGCGUUAGCUUCUAUUCACUCCCUUUCAGAAAGGACAUACAUUUCUCAGAUUUUCCACAAGAGGAUUUACCGCUUUAGCAAAAAGCACGGAUGUGAUAUGGGAAGUAGGGGCCUCGGGAGUCAACUCUCGGGGUACGGGAGGACAACUGCGCAUGUCCGCCAGAGUCCGUCGUCGAAAGCGCGCGCUAGAGGCACCCAGAGCAGGCUCCACCCCCUGUUCUCCUGGCUCCUCCCUCGAGCCCAGAGCCCAGAGAGCCUGCGCUGAGGGCGGGGCGCAGGGCGCGGGGAGGUGCUCGCAGCGCCUGCGCAGAGCGGCUGCUUCUCUCGCGAGGACGGACGCCAUUAUCGCAUCUCCCCGACAAACACCACGAGAAUUCCGCAGCCCACACGGUGACAGAAAGUGCAUACCCCAAGACUUCUGGAUUCUUGCUUAUUGGUGUGCCCGUCUUCUCGUGUUCUGGAUGAUGUCAGAACAGGACCUGGCGGAUGUGGUUCAGAUUGCAGUGGAAGACCUGAGUCCUGACCACCCAGUUGUUUUGGAGAAUCAUGUCGUGACAGAUGAUGAUGAACCUGCUUUGAAGCGCCAGCGACUAGAGAUCAAUUGCCAAGAUCCCUCUAUAAAGUCUUUCCUGUACUCUAUUAACCAGACGAUAUGUUUGCGGUUGGAUAGCAUCGAGGCCAAGCUGCAAGCUCUCGAGGCUACUUGCAAAUCUCUGGAAGAGAAGCUAGACCUGGUCACCAACAAACAGCACAGUCCUAUCCAGGUCCCUAUGGUGGCUGGUUCCCCACUUGGCGCCACCCAGACCUGCAACAAAGUGAGAUGCGUCGUCCCCCAGACUACAGUAAUACUCAACAAUGAUCGGCAGAACGCCAUUGUAGCCAAGAUGGAAGACCCAUUGAGCAACAGGGCACCGGAUUCCCUGGAAAAUAUCAUUAGCAACGCUGUUCCUGGGCGUCGGCAGAACACCAUCGUGGUGAAGGUACCAGGUCAGGAUGACAGCCACAAUGAAGAUGGGGAGAGCGGGUCAGAGGCCAGUGACUCCGUGUCUAACUGCGGCCAGCCAGGAAGCCAGAACAUUGGAAGCAACGUCACACUCAUCACUCUGAACUCUGAAGAGGACUAUCCCAAUGGCACCUGGCUGGGUGAUGAGAAUAACCCUGAGAUGCGGGUACGUUGUGCUAUCAUCCCCUCUGACAUGCUGCACAUCAGCACUAACUGUCGCACAGCUGAGAAGAUGGCAUUGACGCUGCUGGACUACCUGUUCCACCGAGAGGUUCAGGCUGUGUCCAACUUGUCGGGCCAGGGCAAGCACGGGAAGAAGCAGUUGGACCCCCUCACUAUCUAUGGCAUCCGGUGUCACCUCUUCUAUAAGUUUGGAAUCACAGAAUCUGACUGGUAUCGGAUCAAGCAGAGUAUUGACUCCAAGUGCCGUACAGCAUGGCGACGGAAGCAGCGAGGCCAGAGCCUGGCAGUCAAGAGCUUCUCCCGGAGGACACCAUCCUCAUCCUCAUAUAGUGCCUCAGAGACUAUGAUGGGUACCCCUCCACCUGCCAGUGAGCUACAGCAGUCGCAGCCACAGGCUCUACACUACGCAUUGGCCAAUGCACAGCAAGUGCAGAUCCACCAGAUUGGAGAGGAUGGACAGGUGCAAGUAAUCCCACAGGGCCACCUCCACAUUGCCCAGGUGCCUCAAGGGGAGCAGGUGCAGAUCACACAGGAUAGUGAGGGCAAUCUGCAGAUCCAUCAUGUUGGCCAGGAUGGACAGGUACUGCAAGGUGCUCAGCUCAUAGCCGUGGCCUCUUCGGACCCUGCUGCUACUGGAGUAGAUGGGUCGCCUCUCCAGGGCAGUGACAUUCAGGUUCAGUACGUCCAGCUGGCGCCUGUGAGUGACCACACAGCUACAGCACAGCAGACGGCUGAGGCAUUGCAGCCCACUCUGCAGCCCGAAAUGCAGCUUGAACAUGGAGCCAUCCAGAUCCAGUGAGACCAGGCAUUGUAGGAGAACCACACCACAGCUGCUCACUGACACUGCCCUGUGUCCUGCUCUCCUGCUUCAGCAGAGCAACUGUGGAUUCUGCAGGGCAUGUGAAAGUUCCUCCUCUUGGGAAAGGUCCUGGCCACCCCCUGCUGGAAGGCACCUCAGGAUUGAGUCCCACUGCUGGUCUCUGGAGGAGAAGUAUAGUGCAGAGCGUGUUGAGUACAUUCAGAAAAACAAGAACUACAAUAUUUUGUUUAAACAGCUUUUUUUAAUUUGCUAUGGUGUUUAUAACAAAACAGAAAAUGGAAAAAAAAAAAACCCAAACCACACACAACAGAAACACAACUGUGGAGUAGCAGAAGCCUUGGCCGUGUGCUCCCUUCGGGGUCCUGACAUAGGUAUUGGAUACAGCUGAUGAUGCUGGAGCACUGCGGACCCACUGCUAGGGGAGUGCUCCACAGUGUAAUUAUGCAUUUCUAAAGAAAUAAAGUGUAUUUAUGGCCA
Molecule: messenger RNA, 3355 nt
Organism: Mesocricetus auratus (golden hamster)
Lineage: Eukaryota; Metazoa; Chordata; Mammalia; Rodentia; Cricetidae
Gene: Banp
Product: BTG3 associated nuclear protein
Exons: 13
Coding region: 1025-2857 (610 amino acids)
Biological process (GO): negative regulation of protein catabolic process; protein localization to nucleus
Molecular function (GO): DNA binding
Source: RefSeq, a predicted model, not a curated record